CAGAACAAUCCAGGAUUGGGAGGGGUAUUGUCAAAGUGCUUUGUCCCAAUGACAGGGGCAUGGAGUGCACAAAGGAUCGGCCCUGCACCAGGCAUAGUAUAAAUGGGUAAUCUCCAGUGCGCAACACACAGUAUACUGUAGAUCAUGGCAGUAAGAAGCCCAUUUCUUCCACUGUUGCUAAUGCUGCUGGGUCUGGCGCUGGACAGAGCCUCCACCCAUGCAUUCAACCCCAGUCGCCUUCAACAGCACAAAGUCCUCCACCUCGACUGGCCGAAGGACUGUGGCCUGGCUCAUUUCAAACCAAACACAGUGGAGCGUAUCGUGUCGGGCAACGAAGCGAGACCCCACUCCUGGCCGUGGCAGGUCUCACUGCAGGUUCGUCCUAGAGGCAGUAAACAUUAUGUUCAUGUGUGUGGAGGGACUCUGAUCCAUAAGAACUGGGUUCUUACUGCUGCUCACUGCUUCCAGAAAGGAAAAGCAGAGGAUGCUAGUAGCUGGCGUAUUGUUUUGGGUAAGCAUCAACUGAAAAGAGCAGAGUCUGCUGAGCGUAUUUUCCCAGUGAAGAGGAUCUACAGGCAUGAGCACUUUCGUUAUCCAGCCCACAGUGAGCUGGACUAUGACAUCGCAUUGGUUAAAGCUGCCACGGACAUCCAAACCAGUAACUUCAUCCGCUAUGCCUGCCUGCCGCGCAAGCAGAUCAACCUUAAACCAGGGCACUACUGUUGGGUGACUGGCUGGGGCGACACACGAGGUGGGAAAGAAAAUGUGUCACUUGCUGAGGCGCUGAACCAAGCUCGGCUCCCAAUCAUUGACUACAAGACCUGUCGGCAGAAGAAGUUCUGGGGUGACCGCGUGAGGGACUCCAUGAUUUGUGCUGGCUUCAGAGAUACAGAGGGGACUCCAGCCGCAUGCCAGGGUGACUCUGGUGGCCCUCUGCUGUGCCAGGCGGGGCGUGACCGCUGGGAGGUCCACGGCAUCGUGAGCUUCGGUCCAAUCGGAUGCACGGUGGAGAACAAGCCCAGUGUCUUCACUCGCACCGGAACCUACAUCCCAUGGAUAGAGGCCACACGCAUCAGGGACUUCUUCUUGCACUAAGUUCCAACCUCAAAGAAUUCCUUGACCACAUUUGUAGGCACAGGAAGAGUCGUUAUAGCAAAAGAUUUAGUGCCGUGCCCAUGGACCUGCUCAUCCAUUUGUGGUCCGUGUGCUGGAAGCUGGUGUACAGCAUCACAACCACCAGCCACCAAGUUAUGGUAGUUUGCACCGGUUUGUGGGUCAUUUCUCCGCUAUGCAUGUGAGAUGGGCUUCGCUGUAGAACAUGAACUGCAAAGUUUUAACUGCUUUCAGCUAAAUCACACUGAUCUCCACCGUGUGUUCGACAAGCCAAGAAACAUCUGUAAAACAAGUCCUGGCUAUUCAACAUUACACUCAUCAGUUCAGUUGGCCUUGUUUUUUUUUCUGUAAGGACUGGCACAUACAUUUGCCCUUUCAUGGGCAGUCCAACUUUCAGUUCUUAAGGUGCUUUGACGUUCAGCGUCAAGUAGUGAUAGAAAACUUCACCUGUUGUGGGAGACAGUCUCCCUUAAGAACAUUCUAACUGCAGUGGUUUUCGCUGAACAGUGCAGGUAAUUUCCACAAAGGAUGGAAAUUUAAGCCGCUACAAGGAAUUUAUCCAUAUAAUUUCCAUAAAUUCCUACAUUUUAAUCUAUGAUCAUUAUUUUGAGAGGGAGCUUUAAUUAUUUUAUCAUUUAAUCUAUGCAUCUAUCGCUCACAAGUAUUCAAACUACAGGGAGUUUAAGUUAGUUAUAUAAUACUGCUCAAAUAAUAGGAUGAGUAACCAAUUGUUAUUUUGGUUGAGAAAUAUCUCUGAAAGGAUUUUUUAAAACGCUUUAACUGAAAAAUAUGACCAUGUACGCAUAUCGCAACAUACAAGCACAUGGACAUUCAUUCUGGAAUAUUAUAAUUAUCAUUCAUUUGUACUCAAUGACUGUUGAAAUCAAGGUUGACCUGCUUACAAAUAAACCAUACUGUAUAUAAAAAUUGUUUUUGAA
Onychostoma macrolepis is the source of this 2051-nucleotide messenger RNA. RefSeq lists its product as uncharacterized. Bases 145 to 1095 code for a protein of 316 amino acids. The record is from RefSeq and is a predicted model, not a curated record. Gene Ontology annotation, biological process: proteolysis. The transcript is spliced from 6 exons. Gene Ontology annotation, molecular function: serine-type endopeptidase activity. Lineage: Eukaryota; Metazoa; Chordata; Actinopteri; Cypriniformes; Cyprinidae.